CUGCACCUAUAUAUACCCCUUCAGCUCCACUUCGUACUCUGCACCAAAAAAAGAAACACACACACGAACGAACACUAAAAGCUCAGUGUUGGCAGUAGAGAUAAAAAAGAAUGGAAUUCUUUACCACUUUGUACUUGUUGUUGCUGUCUUCAUCAGCAGCAGCUUUAGUUUUGUCGUUCUUCUUCCAAAAAUUCUUCAUGUCUUUGAGAGAAGCUAAGUUGCCACUGCCACCGGGGUCGAUGGGCUGGCCUUAUAUUGGUGAAACCUUUCAGUUGUACUCUCAGAAUCCCAACACUUUCUUUGCUGCCAAAGUCAAGAAGUAUGGUUCGAUAUUCAAGAGUCAUGUAUUGGGAUGCCGAUGUGUAAUGAUUUCGAGCCCAGAGGCAGCCAAGGUUGUCCUGGUGUCGAAAGCACAUCUCUUCAAGCCCACAUUUCCUGCAAGCAAAGAGAGGAUGUUGGGGAAACAAGCAAUAUUCUUCCACCAAGGUGAAUACCAUGCCAAGCUUAGAAAACUGGUCCUCAGAGCAUUCAUGCCUGAAGCUAUCAAGAGCUUCAUGGCAGACAUUGAAUCCAUAGCCGUCACCUCGCUCCAAUCCUGGGAAGAAAAAGACUUCAUUACUACCUUCCAAGAAAUGAAAACAUAUGCUUUUAAUGUGGCAUUGCUCUCCAUAUUCGGCAAAGAUGAAUUCCUGUACAGAGAAGACCUCAAGAGGUGUUACUACAUUCUUGAAAAGGGAUACAAUUCAAUGCCAAUCAAUCUCCCUGGAACACUUUUUCACAAAGCAAUGAAGGCCAGGAAGGAGCUCGCACAAAUCUUGGCUAAAAUCCUAUCCCUCAGAAGACAAAGACAAAGGGAUCAAGCUCACAGUGAUCUUCUUGGAUCAUUCAUGGAAGACUCUGAAGAUCUCACUGACGAGCAAAUUGCAGACAACAUUAUUGGUGUAAUCUUUGCUGCCCGUGACACUACAGCUAGUAUCCUUACCUGGAUCCUCAAGUACCUUGCAGAGAAUCCAACUGUUCUCCACUCAGUCACUGAAGAACAAGAGGCAAUAAUGAAGCGUAAAGAAGAGAAAGGUUUGAGUUGGGCAGAUACUAAAACGAUGCCAAUUACAAGUAGGGUUAUCCAAGAAACACUAAGAGUUGCUUCUAUCUUAUCUUUCACUUUCAGAGAGGCUGUUGAAGAUGUUGAGUUUAACGGGUAUCUGAUCCCAAAAGGAUGGAAGGUAUUACCACUCUUCAGAAAUAUCCACCACAGCCCAGAAAACUUCCCAGAGCCUGAGAAGUUUGAUCCUUCAAGAUUCGAGUUUACUCCUAAGCCCAACACAUUCAUGCCAUUUGGAAAUGGGACCCAUUCAUGUCCUGGGAAUGAGUUAGCGAAGCUUGAGAUCUUGAUUCUCUUACAUCAUUUGACUACAAAGUACAGGUGGUCCACGAUGACCCCACAAAAUGGAAUCCAGUAUGGACCCUUUCCCCUUCCCCAAAAUGGCUUGCCUAUUAAACUCUCCCCCAAGGCCAAAGCCGAAGCCAAGGCAUAAAAAAGCCCAAAUGUACAGGACAAAGACUCCAACUAUUGUAUGUAUGUAUAGGAGAAGUUAGUUGUG
Messenger RNA from Andrographis paniculata, 1601 nucleotides. RefSeq names its product abscisic acid 8'-hydroxylase CYP707A2-like. Bases 111 to 1535 code for a protein of 474 amino acids. The transcript has 7 exons. Gene Ontology annotation, biological process: abscisic acid metabolic process; sterol metabolic process. NCBI's taxonomy places the organism in Eukaryota, Viridiplantae, Streptophyta, Magnoliopsida, Lamiales, Acanthaceae. Gene Ontology annotation, molecular function: iron ion binding; heme binding; oxidoreductase activity, acting on paired donors, with incorporation or reduction of molecular oxygen, NAD(P)H as one donor, and incorporation of one atom of oxygen. The record is from RefSeq and is a predicted model, not a curated record.